UUUUUGCCAACUCAUUUCCAGUUCCGUUACUUCUUCAAUUUGUAUGCAGAGAGUAAGCCGCGUCAUCCUCACUCACUCUAUAAGUAUCACGCCACCCCCACAUAUACUUAUGAUUUCUUUUCUUCCUCCACCGCCCCCUGAGUCGAUAAGCAUAUAUCACGCAGCAGAUAGAUUACAGUCAGAUCAUCGUACGUUACCGAUCAACUUCCCUCCAGUGAAACUUACCUACAUUUUGGUCGAUUCAAGGGUAAAUAAAAGAGAUUCCCAAAAAUGAAUGAUCAAGAAUCAGAUUCUGGAUUCCUCAGUCUUUUUCAUGUAGACAAGUUCUUCUAUUAUUCCUAUGGAGAGAGUGGUCAGCCUGGAGCGGGAAAUGGUCAACAACAGUAUGCUGAUGAUGACACAGUUUACACCAAUGCUAAUGAGGAAAUUGCUCAUGCGUUUCAAAACCAGCUCUCAAUUACAGGAGAAUCUGGAGCUUACUUUACUGAAGGGUGUUAUCAUGGCCAGCAAUUCCCCAGUGAUGAUGGUGUCCAGUCAUGGCAGGUUACUGAUGACUAUCCAGAAUCUUCCAUUUUGGUUCAGCCAGGGCAUGCUCCAUCAAAGGAUCAUUUUUCUGGAAAUAAUAACGAAGAUCCUGAAAAGUCUAUUCGCUUUGGACCAUCUUCCUCUAGCCACCCUGCUGAAGACAGACGUUCAGGUGGUGAAGAACCCAACCAGGUGUUGGGAAUAAAAUAUGAAUCAGAGUUUGAUGCUGAUAUCGCCAGGCGGCUCAAUGAAGUUGAUGCUGUUCCACUCAUUCCUAGAAUAAAUACACAUAUACCCUCGGACGAUGAAACCACAUCUCAUAAAGAAAGGCUUCUAAAUAGAUUGCAACGUUGUGGCCUGGUUGAGAACAUAGUCGAAGGGGAUGGGAACUGUCAGUUCCGUGCUCUAUCAGAUCAGUUUUAUCGGAUGCCCGAACAUCACAGUUUUGUGAGACAACAAGUUGUUAAUCAGCUUAUGAAUCACCCAGAGAUGUAUGAUGCAUAUGUACCAAUGGCUUAUGGUGAUUAUCUGAAGAGGAUGAUGGAGGAUGGUGAGUGGGGUGAUCAUGUAACAUUGCAGGCUGCUGCUGACUUGUAUGGAGUGAAGAUUGUUGUCAUAACAUCACACAAGGAGACCUGUUUCAUCGAGAUCCUUCCAAGGACACAAAAGUCUAAUAGAGUCAUAUAUUUGAGUUUUUGGGCGGAGGUGCACUAUAAUUCUAUAUAUCCUCAUGAAGGAGGUAUCGACCACUUGGAUCAAGGGAUUAAUACUUCUGAGGAAGUCAACUCUAGCUACUCUCCUGCAGUUGCAAGUUCUCAUGUGGGAGACUUGAAGGUGAAGAAAAAGAAGUGGUGGAAUUUCUUAAAAAAGAAAUAGAGGUUGAUGUUGCAGAUUUCAACUGAAGCUUCUUGGCCCAUGUCAGAGAUCUUGCUGGUGCAAAUCCAAUCAUAUUAGUUGUGACUAAGGUGGAUCUUCUUCCAAAAGAAACAGACCUUAAUUGUAUUGGUGAUUGGGUUGUUGAGGCAACAACGAAAAAGAAGCUGAAUGUUCUGAGUGUUUAUUUAACAAGUUCAAAGUCUUUGGUUGGCAUAUGUGGAGGGGUGUCAGAAAUCCAAAAACAGAAGAAGGGUUCAGCUAAUGUUGGAAAAUCUGCAUUUAUCAAUGCUCAGUUAAAGAUGAUGUCAUACAAGGACCCAGUGGCUGCUGCUGCAAGGAAAUACAGACCAAUUCAAUCUGCUGUUCCUGGAGCGACUUUGGGUCCAAUACAGAUUGAUGCUUUCUUAGGUGCAGGUGUAAGUAUUAUUUCAAUAGGCCAACUUUUGUAACAAAUGUUUUCAAUAAAACCGUAAAUGGAAACAGUGUAGUGAUUGAAGAAUCUGAUGUUCUGGUGAACUUUUUUGGGCCAGAGUUAUUGUCCAACAAUUGCCUAACAAAUUCCCUGUUGCAAUGGAAUAGACUUUUCUUUUACCUGUUUUCUGCAAGUUGUGCAUAAUUUGGCUGUCCAAAUCGUAUUUUUUCCUUUUAGAUAAUGUACAAUACUCCUGGAGUCCAUCUCCAUCAAAGACAAGCUGCAGUGGUUCAUUCAGAGGAUCUGCCUGCUCUUGCUCCUCAAAGUCGGCUUCGUGCCUAAGAUAUUUUAUUCUGACCAUAUUAAAGAAUAAAAAAGCACCAUGUUUUUCCUUUUCCCUUUUUGCUUAAUUCUUUUGUUAUUGUGACUAGGACUCUCAGUUGGCUUUACACAAACUGAUCGCUGAUCAAGUUGGAUCCAGCGGUUUGACUGGAUUCUCUAUGUUCUGGGGAGGUCUUGUGCGAAAAGAUGUUUUGAAGGUUUUGUGUCUAAAGAUUAGUAAAAUAUAAUUUUAAAAUCAAAAUAGUUUUUAUUUUAUUCCAAUUCUGUUUUUAUGCAAUCUUAUUGCAGAGAGUGUUUUUGUGCUUGCUAACUGCCUAACUGCUCAUUUUUUUCAGGCAGUGUUUUUUCUUCUAAUGACUUUCUUUGGUUGUACAUUUUCAUCCCCCAGGCUCUUCCUGAGACACGGUUAAUGUUUUAUGGACCCGCGUGUGAUGUAGCCAUAUGCCCAUAUCUGGUCUGGGAUGGAUUUCUGUUGAACCUGUUGGCAUUACGCUCAAAUCAUCUAAUAGUUGGAUUGUAGAUGAGACUGUUGGGGAGUUAAUUUUGGUUGUUCAUGUUCCUAAGCCAGUUGAGAUAUUUGUUCGGCCACCAAUGCCGGUAGGGAAAGCAGGAGCAGAAUGGUACAGUAUAGGGAGCUAACAGAGACUGAAGCUGAAGUCAGGCCUAAAUGGUUCUUCUGACCAAGAUCACAUUUGCUACCCGGGCCGGUCCCGGGCCCACCUAUUCAGAACUGGCGGCCCGCCCGUUCCUAGGCCCGGCCCGGCCCGAAUCCAGCCCUGGGUAGCAACCGCCUUGAGUUUUUCUGAUAUUAGACAACCCAAAAUGAUAAUAUAAAAAAGUGGAGUUCUUACAAAAGUACGGCCGUGUAGGAGCAGUGCAAGGGUAGACAAUUUUGUCUAUCUUCUUAUACAAAAGUGUUUUGUGAUUAUUUUGAGUUUCCAUGUAGAGAUUUGAGUUUUUUGCAAUUGCUAUGCAUAGUUGUUUCCAUGGAUUUUUAGGAUUAUUUUACUUGUAUGCCCAAACUUAAUACGACAUAGGUGUUAAAGUUUGCAAACUCAUAUAACUCUUCUGUCAUAACAAAUUUUAAAAUGCAUUCACACUUCUGUCUCAAUACAUUAAUCUUUCGGCAUCUGAAAUUGACAAAAGAUUUUUUAUUUUGUAACUACUAAUGCUAAAUAUAAUUUUAUAGAUAAAUAUGGUAAUGAAAUAAAGGAUAAUACUUAAAAGUAUUAAGGAUGUAUACAUACUAAUAUGAAUAUGAUGUAUACAUAAACUGAUAAAAGGCUACCUAAAAUUUUGAAGCUCUCUAAAAUGCCUACCAAAUUUAUAGUUAGACAUGCAUAUGAUUUUGUAAUUGGCUUCACAUUCUGAUUGAUAUCACCUGCGUCAUUUACCCAAGUCAUUGAAUAGUAGUCUUCCUUUGUGUAUUAAGUACUUGUGUAUUAUAAUGUUUUGCUACAAAAUGCAAAUGGAUGUUACUGUUAAUCAUUCAAUGUUUUUUUAGAUGAUAAAAAUCACUUAAGUUCUGAUGGGGGUAGUAGUUGCAAUGAAAAACAAAACAAAGUUGAUUAUGGUGAUGUUGAAAAUGUUAUUCAAGGAAAACGUGAAACACAGGUUUGACACGUGCUGACAUAUUAGAGGUUUAGAAUUUGGCUUCUUUGCUGAUGGGGUACACCCUCAUUGAGGGCAAAUUGCCCGACUUAUUUUAAUUUGUAGAAAGUUUGAGUAGCCAUUUUCCAGCUUGUCAACUAUUUAUUUUUACCAAACACUUCUGAAUUAUUUAAUAAUGAAUUAAAGCAGCGCUAAUCGUACUUUUUUGCAGAAGUAAUUAUAUUUUCCUUUUAUGAACAAACAAUAUUUUACUACAUAAUAGUUUUCCUUUUUAUUCAAGUAAAUUAGCAAUUUCAGUUUGAUAAUGAACCGGAGAAGCUGGCUUAACCUUAUUUACAUAAUUACAUGAUGAAUCGACUGUUGUGGUAGGUCUAUUCAGGCAAAAUUUUUAACUGAUGACAAUCCAAGAUACACAAUGGAGUGUGCUGAUGUGGGGAUAAAGGUUCUUCUCUUUGAUUAUGAAAAUUCUUAUCCAUGGUGCAAGACUGAUGUAAUUGAAGGGCAUCCUUUGGUUACAAAAGUUCAUAAUUGGGAAGAACUGGAGCAACAAUUGGAAGCGUGGAUUUUUCCUGAAAUCAAUGCAAAGUAGGUUAGGUCUGUUUUUAGUGUGAAAGAAAACCAAUGAAGUUCAAUAGGCUGUUGUUUGAUAAAGUUUUUUUCAUGUCUGUUUCAUUGAUUAUUCCAUCAUUAUGCCUUUAUUGCAAUUUUCAAUUGGUCAGUUUACAACCCAAACAAUAAGUGUUAAGACCCGGGGUUCCAUCUUAAAAGGUCAACCUCAUAGGAGGAGAGCCUUAUGUAGUGUUUUAUUGUUUUAUAGCUUUCCGGUGUGGGACAAAUACUUUAACAGUAAGCUAUCGGCUUCUAACGAUUAUGGUUUGAGUAGGAAACUAAGCAGCAACGUACACACCAAGACAUUGAGAUCUGUAGGUGAAGAGUGUUAAUCAUUUUAAGAGCCUCAUAUACUGUCCAGUGGGGGAUAAACAAUUCAUUUUAAGGCCAUCAGUCUUGAUUUCAGGGCACUAAUAUGAUUGAAGAAGCUGUAAGGUGUAAACUUUGGUUUAUGCUCAAUUCUCAACAUUUUUGUUAACUUCACUUUAUAUUUGGAGCAAGCCCUUGAACCCUAUACAAAUAAGCAAAUAACAUUUCUUGCAUGUUUAUAUCAUGUCAUGAUUAACCAAAACUUGCUUUGGAGAGUAUUUUAUUUUAUUUCACAGCUUACCUUUGACAUUAAUAAAUGGUUCAAUUUUAGGGGAUCUCAUCAACAACCCAUUCUCAUAUUGGUCAUAUUAUAUAUACGUGUAUAGAACACAAAGUUCAUUACUGUAAAUGUUGUUUAUGCUUUACACUCUGGAAGAUUGAACAUUUUUUCCAUUACCUUUAUUGUAGUCAUAUUAUACUGCAGUUCAGAUUGAGUGAGAAGACAUUCCUGGAGAACAUGACAGUAAUGUAGAAGGAAGUGGAGAUGAUGAAAAAAAUGAACAACAUUUACAUUGCGGUGAUGGUCACACAUCAAAAGAGGGUGAAGAAGAUUUGAAUUAUGAUAGUGAUGGAAAACUAAAGGAGGUUCACAGACCAAAGAACCAGCUGUCACAGUUUCAAAGAGAAAAAGUGAAAGUGAACCUCCAAACACUCAACCUCAUGCAGCAGGGUGCAUCGAAUCAGCCUCUAAUGGGCCAUUUAGGCCCUAGUAUUCUUGAGUAAUAGUUGUAAUGGCUGGGAAAUAUGUAAGGCCUAACAUGUGAUGCCAAUUGCAGUUGAACAUUUAGUAUGAUUUUGUAGCCUGAUUUUUAAUGUUUUAAAC
Messenger RNA from Cuscuta epithymum, 5567 nucleotides. NCBI's taxonomy places the organism in Eukaryota, Viridiplantae, Streptophyta, Magnoliopsida, Solanales, Convolvulaceae. The record is from the annotation of a GenBank genome assembly.